This is a messenger RNA of Mollisia scopiformis, 4265 nucleotides long. RefSeq lists its product as uncharacterized. Bases 203 to 4048 code for a protein of 1281 amino acids. The record is from RefSeq and is a predicted model, not a curated record. NCBI's taxonomy places the organism in Eukaryota, Fungi, Ascomycota, Leotiomycetes, Helotiales, Mollisiaceae. Gene Ontology annotation, molecular function: zinc ion binding. The transcript is spliced from 3 exons. Gene Ontology annotation, biological process: rDNA heterochromatin formation; silent mating-type cassette heterochromatin formation; regulation of transcription by RNA polymerase II.
GAUUCACCUUUUCAACAUUCUUCAACGCGUCGCGACCGAACACGCGAGCAUGGUACUAGCCACCAGAAUUAUCCUCCAAGAUCUUGAAAGACGCGACUCCACCUUUGUUCGAUGACUUCGGGCACUUCUCUUCAAACCUUUGGAGCUUCAUAAGACGCAAUAAACUUCUCAAUUCCGGCAUUGCGGCUAGCAAGCAAUCGCAAUGUCGGCUCCAACUGGGACACCUCCAAGCCUUUCUCCCUGGCAGAAUACACAACCUCAAGAGCCUCCAAUGGCUCCAAGCAAUGGGGAUAAUGAAGAAGGAGUAUCAGUCAGACCUAUGAGGCUCAAGGUUCUUUACACGUUCGACGACCAGAACAAGACGAAUUGUUUGGCACGAUGGCCCCAUGUGUUACAGAUACAGACUGUCGCUAUGGACGAGACUACAACUAUUGGUGUGAUCGAGUUGAAGACCUGCAUAAACGCCAUUGUGCAGUGCAGCCCAGAACUUGUUGCCCGACUGAGUCCAGAUUAUACGGUUUACGCAUACGACUACUCCGAAUAUGAUAACCCGCUCGUAGGACAAGGAAUGCUAUCGUGGGCACUGGCUACUGCUUCCCCGACUCCCGAUGCUCCGGCACAUCAGUCACGGCAGCUUAUCACUGGCCGAGUCUGCAAGAAUAUCAUGGGUCUGUUCACAAAUGGAGUAAAGGAAACACUGGAGGUCAAGCUCAGACUUGUCCCUGUACCAACAGUCUUACAAAGUGAAUACCUGAGCACAAUGGAGAAGUACAGAGAGUUGAGCAAGGUCUUGCCUCCUGGAUUUGACCCGAACGAAUGGACAUCUUUCCUUCAAUCGAAUCCGGGCAUCGGCCAGAUGACAAACAAGCCCUCGCCAGUUCCUCAGCCUCUUCCCAACAACAAUCAACGUGAUGGAGUCAGUAUGGAAGUAAUGAAUCAGUUGUUGAGCCCCAGCAUGCAACAGCAGACCGCAAUGGACCCCUUCAACCCGACGAAGGUGCCAGAAAACCCAGGAAGUGAUGUACCAUGCAACACAACGACGGCCACAGGGAAGAAUAAGGCUAAUUCUCGGCCCAAUUCGAGGGCGUCUGUAAAGAGACCUAGAGCGCCUCGGAAACCCAAGGUUGCGCAGAAUGCUGGUGGAAAUACAUCUGGGUACGAGGAAGGGACGGAUGGAGACGAAGGUCCAGCUCCCAAGAAGAGAGCUAAAGUUACUAAAGCAGACUGGAACAGCAACACAUCGUUGGGCGCAGGAUCAGAUUCUCUACGAGUUGCAGCAAGCACCUCCGGCUCACUACGACUCUUCCGUCCAAUUGCCAUGAAUCCCAACCAAACUGUAGGCCCAAAUCAUCUCCAGGAGUUGCCACGAGCGCCUACUCCGGUGCCUAGGAAGCCGAGUAUCAAGACCACCGCUCCUGCGGACAGCAGUGUACGACGAGACUCCUUCAACCAGAUGUUAGGCAACGGUCGACCACACAUCUCUCCUUAUCCGACCCUCCCAAGGCCGGAAGACCAAAUUAUGUUCUCUAUCGAGUCGGCUCAGCCUUCCCCAGAACGAAAUAUGAGUCCAGCUCCCACCCCGCCCGAAAUCGGCUCGUCACCUCCACUGAUGAGAACACGACCAGGCACGCCCAUGCGGUCAAGUCCACCCGUCCUGUCAAGUCCGGUCCUACCACAAAUGCCAAGAACAGACUCUGGCUUCAUGAGCGGCUCUUUAGAAGAUCUAUUUGGUGACGACGACAAUUUGUUGUGCGGGGGAAUCGAGGAUGAGGUCGACAUGAUCCCAACCCAACCUCCUCAAGACCAGCGAUCUCCUAUUGAACAGCCGUAUAUUGAGUUCAAUAUUCAAGAGGUUAUGCCCGGCCCAGUUGAACUUCUGCCAACCAGGAUGCCUAUCAUCGAUCCACCACGUCAAGCAGAGUCUAGAGCCAAAUCUAAAGCAGCUACGUCUCGUGCUGGCAGUGUCAUGUCAGAAGACGGUCAAGUCCUUCCGCCAUUAAAGAAGACAAACCGAACAGCUUCCAGGACAAACUCUAUGAGCUAUCCUGGCAUAGUGGCCCCAGUACAGCAGCAAGCAACUCCCGAAGUGCCUGGCAAUGUGGCGCGUCGUUCGUCUGAGCCCCAACAGUCGACGUCUCAACCUCCAGAAAUGCAGCAACCUACUGUGUCCACUGUUGCCCCGAAUUCUCGGCCUGGCUCUAGAAUGAUGGCACGUACUGCAUCGUUAGGAUCGCUCACUUUCCCCCAGAUUCCUGCCAGUGAUCCAGCUUUGCCACCUUCCAGCCUCCAAAGAUCCCAGACAUGGUCAGAAGCUCCUCAUCCAGCUACUGAGGCGCCUAUACCUCCAGCGGAGAUGUCCUACCAACCGCCACAGCAAGAUUUGCAGUCUACAAGACCAGGUGUACCAUUUAGCCGAACAAUGCAAGCAAAGCGAGAUUCGAUCAAAAAUAAGCUUGAGAAUGCAGUUGCAAAUGGAGAAAUGCCUCCGUAUUGUAGUAACUGUGGCGCUAUUGACACUCCUACUUGGCGAAAAGCUUGGUCGAAGCAUAUGUUGGGCCGGCCCGGAUACUACGAGUACUCUGACGACCCAGGUCGUGUCACCGCUAUCAAUAUUUUGACUCGGGAUGACAAUGGCGAACCCACUUCGUACCAGCUGAUCAAGAAGUUCUUAGCAGAAGGCGAAAAUAUGGCCGAGUUCACGGAGUUUUUACUCUGCAAUCCUUGUGGAAUUUGGAUGUCCAAAUACAAGACUCAGCGACCAGAAAAUCGAUGGGAGAGCAAUGGGCCACAAGAGAGAGCCAAAGGUGGAGAGAGAAAGAAACCACAGCAACGACCAAGGGCAAAGAAAUCUCAGCCUUCCAGUGUUAUGCUCCCGACUUCGGAAGCAAAUUUCCCCCCAUCAGAGGCUUAUUUCCCUCAAUCUGAAGCGAACUUCCCUCAGUCGGAAGGAUAUCCUCCUCAAUUUGACGGAAUGGGACCUCCAGAAGGCAUCUCUCCUAAUGAAAUUAACAGAGCAACUCAAAACCAACAACCACAAGGAGCGACAAUCGAAGAGCAACGAAAGCGUUCAGGUAGCGGGCGUCCCAAGAAACGCCUAAAUGCUAUGACUUCUGAUGCAGCAUCAGCCGCGUUGAGGCGGGCCAUUCAAUCUAGUCCAGCUCGGUGGGCGGGAACACAGCACAGUCCGAUCGAGGUUGAAGAGGAGGAACUAGGAUCUACACGCAGAUUGCUCUUCCCUUCACCAAGAAAGGAUGGUUCCCCUAAAGUGUUGGGAGAGGUGGUAGCCAAUGUUGUCACCAUCGCUACCGAGUUCCGGUCGCCGAAAGGGAGCAUGAUUGAGUCUCAGAAUAAGGAGAAUUGCCCGCCUGCCAUUGACGCAGAUGCUAUGGAUGCCGAUCUGAUGAAGCUCUUCGAAGAGGAAUUGGCAAAAGGAGACGAUGCUCGACCUACUACACCAGUCCAGAAGUCACCGGCUGCGAAUCCUUUCAAAACACCAACGAGACCUACUCCUAGCCACCGGCCCAUCACGCGAAGCGUCUCUCGAUCGAUCAGAUCCAACAAAUCGCCAGGGCAGUCGCUCGCAUUCAAUCAAACACCAACACGAACACCGGGCACUGCUGGACGACGUCGCUCACCACGGAAUCACGAUGACUCGAUAUUCGAGUCUCCUUUCACGGCGACACUUAAUCAAAUGAUGUCUGAAGCCAAUAAUCAACCGUCGCCUACACGACAUGGCGUGGAGUUUGAUUUCAGCAACUUGGCCAACCUGCCAGAAUUGCCAAAUAUGGCGCCGAAUCAUAACUACGAUAUGAAUUUCAAUAUCGAAGACCUCUUCUCCACUGAUGCUCCUAUGCCAAGUUCUCCAAGGACGUUCAACCUGUACGAAGAUCCGUUGACCAGAGGUGGUGGUGGAAGCAACAUCAAUUGGGAUGAAUUCGGCCGUUUCGGUCCGCAGGAGGUCUCACCUGAGAUCAAGGUCAAAGAGGAGCCUAUGGAGUCCCCGAGCAAGUUGGGUGACAAGGAUGCGAGCAACGAACCGUCAACCUGAACGUUGCCAUAUUUUCUUUAUGUUGUAUAUUUUUGCAUAGCGUGGUGUUGGAUUAUUGUCAGGAUACAUGGGCAUUUUCUGCAUGGAGAUGGCGUUUGAUUAGCAUUUUCGAGAGGAGCAGCAUGAUUGCAUUGCUAAAGCAUACAAUUGCCAAUCCUUAGCGUACGACAGUACUGUUUAACGAGCUCAAUGACUAUUCGAUAUGUAAAAGAAUCAC